GCCUAUUUGGUCAUCUGAGAGAACAUUCAGUAAAACGCAAAAAUGGCUUCCAUGGCUGCGCAACUGCUUGAUGAGUUAAUGGGAAGAAAUCGAAAUGCUCUUCCAACUGACCGCACUAAAGAAUUGUCGUAUAAUGACGCCGAGGUGUGUAGGUAUUACAUGGUACGAUUUUGUCCCCACGACUUGUUUCAUAACACCAAAGCAGAUCUUGGUCCCUGUUCCAAUCUCCAUGAUGAAGUUGUACGCCAAAAGUACCUGAAUGAGGCACCUUCAUACACUAAAACAAAAUUUGAAGAUGAAUUUCUCAAGUAUUGUCGAUCCAUGUUGAAUGAAGUUGAACGUAAAAUCCAAAAGGGAGAACAGAGACUUGCUCAAUCACAGUUGGCAAAGCAAGAAGCUGGUGCUAAUCCCAAAUCCAAAGCUGAAGAACAAAUUGCCAUGCUCACCGACAAGAUAAGUCACCUUGUCAAAGAAGCUGAACGUUUAGGCUUUGAAGGUAACAUUGAACAGGCCCAAGGAUUGUUGAAACUUAGUGACCAGUUCAAAAGUGAGCGGGAAGCUUUGAAGAAGGGAGAAGGCCUCUCAUUUGCAACUGAAUUGAUGUUGGAAAAACAAAUGGAAGUCUGCAAAGUUUGUGGUGCUUUUUUGAUUGUUGGUGAUGCUCCAGCUCGACUUGACGAUCACAUGCAAGGAAAGCAGCACGUUGGCUACCAAAAAUUGCGGUCGGCAGUCGAUGAAAUUACGGAGAGUCGAGAAAAGGCUCGUCAAGAUAGGGAAAUGCAGCGACAGAAAGAAGCCGAAGAUCGUCGCGGCAGACGUCAUGACGACGAUUCACGUCGCCAACCUGGAAAAGACCGCGAAGGUAGUAGCCGUAGGCGCAGCCGUUCCCGCUCUCCAAGGCAUCGAUCAUCAAACCAUCACGGCGAUCGCCGAGAUCGUAGCGAAAAAAGUGAUCGUCAUCGGGGAGAACACGAACGGCACCGAGACAAGGACCGCGGGCAUACCAGAGAUCAUCGAGACAGAAAACGAGACGAUAGACCUCGUGAUCGUGAUCGCUCAGCACACAACGGUUUGAAGGAGAAUGGUGGAGGAAUCAUGUAGUUAUUACGUGUAGGAGAUGGGAGAAGCAGCACGAAGUCAAAAAGUCAUCUAAGAUGAGGUAGCUUCAUCGUUUUUCAGGUAAGUGGUUUCACUUCAUGACGCGAGUUAAUCGUUAUCCACUUGCCCCCCUACAUGGUUUAGCGAAACCGCGUCAGGUAAGUGUCGUUGGGCUGGGGUGCAUCUCAGAUGACAAAGCAAGAAAAAAAAAAUAAAUAAAAAAGAACAACAAUGCACACGGAUUUUCUCCAUUUUGCCUUUAACGGGGCAGAUAAAUGAGGGUGGUCCAAUGGUUCGAGGGAAGGGAAGAAUUCGUGAUUUGCUUUUGUGUUGUUCGACAUCCAGAGAGAAUGAGUGAAACUGUGAGAGGGAUCGUACACAAUCGCACAGACACACAGCUUCGGACUGUCAAAAAGCUGGGAAAAUUGAUUCGAUUGCAGGUGACCUUUUGAUCCAAAUUGUUAUUGAUUAACUGCAAGUCGGCGAGCCUCGAAACAAACAAAAGAAUCAUAAGAAAGCUGGCUUCGUCAUGGUAGGCAGUCGGAAAAUUAAUUCCCAUUUUAUUGUAGGUCCGGACUAAAAAUGUUGAAGCCUUGUUGUCAGACGCUCAUUACGGAUCACAGUGGGCGUCUCAAUUUUUCCCUUCGCCUCAAGUCGCUGCUGCUGUCAAGCAAGGUGACACAUUAUUUGUAUUCCUUUUCUGUUCUUCCUCGAGUUCUUUCUCGCUUCUACAACUGAUCUUUUUCUUCAACAAAGCAUUCAUUUUCUUGUGGAACCUUACAGUUAUUUUUUUUAAUAUUUUUUUUUUUUGGAAUGUUUCUAUUUUCUCUACAAAACAUGUCUUUGAUUGCAUUAUACCACUACACAUUCCUCAGUUGGAAUUAAAACUUGCUUCUGUGUGACAGAUAAUGCAUUAGUAUAAAGUUGCUUAAAUACACGUUAGUCUUCAACCACAA
Daphnia carinata is the source of this 2054-nucleotide messenger RNA. RefSeq names its product luc7-like protein 3. Gene Ontology annotation, cellular component: U1 snRNP; U2-type prespliceosome. NCBI's taxonomy places the organism in Eukaryota, Metazoa, Arthropoda, Branchiopoda, Diplostraca, Daphniidae. The transcript has 6 exons. Gene Ontology annotation, molecular function: mRNA binding. The coding region runs from base 43 to 1101 and encodes 352 amino acids. Gene Ontology annotation, biological process: mRNA splice site recognition. The record is from RefSeq and is a predicted model, not a curated record.